UAUUAGUUGAGCGAACAGGCGAAGUAAAGUCGCACCUAAGGCAAGCAAGUGAAGCGAUCGUUUUAGAAGUUCGAGCGUUAGGAGAUCCACCCUUCAGAAUUAAAUUAAAAGGAAAUCUCCUUGCGUCUCGCAGUUUUGUCACCCUGGCAUGUGUCCUUACCAACUUCUGAAGGAAUAAAACAGUUCAGUGCCGAUUUAGUAGGCAAAUAAAGAAACAGAUAAUCGAGUGUUCAUAUAUUUGGCAAGCACGAUGCCCGAGGGAGAUUCGAGCGAAGCGUCGAUUGUAGACAACAGUUCAAGCGAAACCGCGUUGAGAAACAAGCGCAAACAAGUUCGAGGGAAGAUUACUCGCAGUAUUAAGCGUCUAAGUGAAGGAGUUUCGAAUGGAGAUCGAAAUUUACGACGUUUUGAGAAGGAAAUCGAACAGUUACGGAAGGACUUUGAUAUUGCACGCGAGUUACACAGCCAGUUCUACGAUUUACCAGACGUGGAUGAUGCCGCAUUAGAUAAGUGGGAAGACGACUUAACGAGUGACGUGUAUGGAAUCGAAGAGAGAGUCGAAGAAUAUAUACGAGGUAUAUCGAAAUUAAAUGGCGAAGCAUCUGGAGAAAACAAUACAGAGAACACACCUUCCCCGCAGAACGCGUCAAUAAACCAACUUCCGGAAGAUCGUCAAACGUCAACACAAGUGUCAACACCGGAAGCUAGUACCUUUUCAUUACAACAAGAAGAAUUCGUAGCUCCAUCACCUACGAGCAACACAAACAGCAGCAACACAGAAGCAACAUCUCAACCAAUUACCUUUGAUUCCUGGAUAGAUGAGCUAAAGGAAUUCGAAGAAACCAAAGUAACGUUGACGGAUGACGGAAGCCAAAUGUCAAUCGCAGAUGCGCUUUUGAAGUUGGAAGCAAGCCGAGACAUACCGAAUGUUACUUUGACCAAAUUCUCUGGGAAUCCAUUGGAUUACGCGGAUUUCAUCGACCGUUUUAAGAUACAUAUCCAUGACAAACCCCACCUCACCGAUGAUAUGAGAAUGAUUCAACUAAAGAUGCACGUCAGUGGCGAUGCGGAAAGAGCAAUUUCCGGUUUGAGUUCGAAAGGAGUGAUGUAUGCGACUGCACUGAAGAUGAUCAAAGAACAGUUUGGACAAUGCGACUGCACUGAAGAUGAUCAAAGAACAGUUUGGACAACCAAGCGUGAUUGCUCGCGCGUUAGUAAACAACCUGACCAAAGGAGAGAAAAUCGGUAG
This is a messenger RNA of Dendronephthya gigantea, 1249 nucleotides long. RefSeq lists its product as uncharacterized. The record is from RefSeq and is a predicted model, not a curated record. The coding region runs from base 251 to 1249 and encodes 332 amino acids. The transcript has 2 exons. Lineage: Eukaryota; Metazoa; Cnidaria; Anthozoa; Malacalcyonacea; Nephtheidae.